Anopheles marshallii is the source of this 603-nucleotide messenger RNA. RefSeq lists its product as uncharacterized. The transcript has 2 exons. Bases 1 to 603 code for a protein of 200 amino acids. The record is from RefSeq and is a predicted model, not a curated record. Lineage: Eukaryota; Metazoa; Arthropoda; Insecta; Diptera; Culicidae.
AUGCAGUGUUUCUAUAUGAUUCUACUGCUUAUUGCUUGCAUACACGGGGGAUUAAGUGCUUCGAGUGAAUCGGAAGCAAAUCUUAAGUCACACUACGUACCAACCGCCGUCAGUUAUGUGAGCUUCAUCCAACACAUCGUUCCAAAGAGAGUGGAAAACUCGAUGGUACUUCCCAAACUACCAACUCGUGCUCCUUUCCACCAUCACGGUCCAACAAGAGCUGAGCAAUCGGGGAUGCAAUUCGUUCCAAUGGUCAAACCAGUGCAAAACCAAUACUACUCCCAGGGACAGAUGAAUAGUCCAAGGCAAGAACACAACAUGUCCCAUCCGAAAACUGGUGCCCGACCGAUGGCAAACGCUUAUCGCCCUGUCUACCCCACUGGCUAUUCUGACCCGGUUUACGUUCACAGUAGGAUUCCUCUCGCAUCCAGGUACGCCAGCGGGAAUCGCGUAGUAAACCAUCCGACGGUGAUCGGUGUUCAACAACCAGCCUACGUGAAGAAGUACGUACAGGUUGGUGCGUACAAUCCGAGCUGGGUACGCAAAACGUUAACAUACGCACCCAAACUCACGUACGUUCCCCACAACUAUCAACGAGUGUGA